AUUGAUCAUUUACGGUUUGCUUGUAUGCUCUAGAUUGGUGUUUUUUGUAUGAUUAAUUUGUAUGAGAAAAUUGAUGUUAAACUUUUAUUUUGAAAGAAACUUGUUAUUGUAAAUUUUUUACUAGAAAAACCCACAGGUACCCAUGAACCCGUGGAUACCCAGUGGGUUGGGUUUGAAAUUUUCAAACCCAACGAGUUUUAUCCGGGUUUUUUUGACGGAUAAACCCAUGAGUUUGAGUUUGGAUUUCACAAAACCCGCCCCAACCCGACCCAUUGCCAUCCCUACCAAUGACCCAUAUAUCAGUUAAAUUUUAAAGACACAUUUAAGACGGGCUUGAAACAUAUCGUACCACAGGCAGACUCACCCAAUUAGCGGCCAGUAUUGGAGCCCAGCUUGAGAAACAUAGCCCAGGCCCAUAACUAUCCCGGGCGGGCCUGAUAGGUCUAGGGUUUUGCUAUAUUUAAGCGCCUUUUCUUCCCUUCUCCUCUGCCCUUUUGCACAGCAGAAGCCGUAUCUUCACGAUGGCCUUCGCGAAAGCCCAGAAGACCAGAGCUUAUUUCAAGCGUUUCCAGGUCAAGUACAAGAGACGGCGAGAUGGCAAAACUGAUUACCGCGCCAGGAUUCGCCUGAUUAAUCAGGACAAGAACAAGUACAACACCCCCAAGUACCGCUUCGUCGUCCGAUUUACCAACAAGGAUGUUGUCACCCAGAUUAUCAGCUCCACCAUUGCCGGUGAUAAUGUAAUGGCAGCAGCUUACUCUCAUGAGCUUCCCCGAUAUGGGCUGGAAGUUGGGCUCACCAAUUACGCUGCUGCGUACUGCACUGGGCUUCUCCUUGCUCGUAGGGUCCUGAAACAGCUUGAGAUGGAUCAAGAGUACGAGGGAAAUGUUGAGGCUACUGGAGAGGAUUACUCUGUUGAGCCAACCGACAGGAGGCCAUUCCGUGCACUUCUUGAUGUUGGUCUUGUUAGGACAACCACUGGGAACCGUGUCUUUGGUGCCCUCAAGGGUGCUUUGGAUGGUGGACUUGAUAUCCCUCACAGUGAGAAGAGGUUUGCUGGUUUCAGCAAAGAUAGCAAGCAGCUCGAUGCUGAUGUUCACCGCAAGUACCUCUAUGGUGGCCAUGUUGCUAACUACAUGAGGAUCUUGCAAGAGGACGAGCCAGAGAAGUAUCAGACUCACUUCAGCGAGUACUCAAAGAGAGGCAUUGGACCCGAUGAGGUAGAGGAACUGUACAAGAAGGUUCAUGCUGCCAUUCGUGCUGACCCAACUGCCAAGAAGACCGGCAAGCCAGCUCCCAAAGAACAGAAGAGGCACAACCCGAAGAGGCUUACUUACGAUGAACGCAGGAACAAGUUGAUUGACAGGCUCAAGGCUCUAAACUCUGCUGCAGAUGAUGAUGAGGAUGACGAGUAGAUGUAGCUGUACUGAAGAAGCUUGGGUUUUUGUCUGGAAGGUUAUUUGGUAUGGACAGAAUUGAAACGUUCAGGGAAUCUGAUCCUUGGAUUUUUGGUUAUAUGAGUCGCUAGUUUUGGCUUUCUGUAUCGUUGAAUGGUUUUUACAGUUUUUAUUAUCGUUUCUCAGUUUGAAGACCAUGAAGAUGAAACUAGUUAUCUUUUAUUCUCAGUCUCCAUUUAUCUUCUAUUACUUGCCACUGUCAUUUAAUUGCUGUGGAAUGCUUUGCAAUUCGCUUGCUCGCUCACCCCGUUAGUAGCAAUGGCAAUGGGACGAAAUGGCAAUGGUAUGGGUUGGGUUUUGUCAAAUCCAAAUCCAUGGGUUUAUCCGUGAAAAAAACUCGUGGUAAAACUCAAACCCAAAUCAACCUGCUGGGUAUCCACGGGUCUAUGGGUAAAAAUCCGUGGUAAAACUCAUUGGGUUUGAAAAACACAAAACCAAAUCAACAUGCUGGGUAUCCAUAGGUCCAUGGGUACCCACGGGUUUUUGUCGUAAAAAAUUCACAAUAAGAAGUUCCUAUCAAAAUUAAAGUCAAAUAUCAAUCUCUCAAUACAAAUUAUCUAUAUAUAAAACACCAUUAUGGAAAAUUCAAGCAAAUCACAAAUUAACUAUACAAUUGUUCAACACCAAUCUAGAAAACUCAAGAAAAUUGAAGCAAAUCACAGAUUAUCCAUAAAUAACAUGAUUAAUUGAAAGAUUCUUCCUUUCAAUUAAGUUUUUCACUCUCCACUCGAUAACAUCAACUUCAUUCUACACAAUUAGAAAGAAAAAAAUUAGACAUGUCUCUACAAACAUAAAUAAGAUUAGUUGUUUAGACUUUAGAAUAUUAAAUAUGCUGAGAAAAUUAAUUAUGUGGGUAUGGGCGGGUACCCAUGGGUCGGGUUUACCUAAACCCAACCCAACCCGGUGAAUAAUGAACGGGUUUAAACCCAAACUCGUCAACACGAAUUUUACCCGCGUUAACCGGGUUGGGUCGGGUGGGUACUCGUGGGUUCGGGUUUUGUUACCAUCCCUAUCCGUUAGCAUGUUCUCCGUAUAUAAAAUUUGUCAGGAAAAUGGAUUUAUAAGAUUUAUCCUAUCAAUUUGUACAUUUUUUUACGUUUUUAAUACAAAGAAGAAAACAUAAAUUAUUUCGGUUUAUUUAUUUAUUGUUAUUCUUAGGAGAAGUAACGUAGUUUAUCGAAUUUCUAUUUGUGAAAUGGAUCACGCCAUCCUUUCUCUGUUUGUCGAACUUCUUCAAUAAUCCAGUUUGAGUCAGUGUCAAAUAAUCCAGUUUGAAUCAAGUAUAACUUGAAUUGGCGAAAUAGUAUAGUGCUUAUUGAGAUUGUAUUCCUUGAGGAAAUUUUGGACUUAUACUACUCUCCGUCUCGAUCCAAACGAAAUAUGUGAAUAUAAACUAUCCAACAAACAAAACUACACUAGGGAGAUCACUAGAGAAAAGUGUUGCUUAGGGUUGAAUAAUUUUAGUUAUAGGUUGAUAUGGGUUGAAUGCAAGUCAAUGAAGGCUCUUCUACGAAGAAUCACUUAAGCUAGCACUUAAGAGAUUUGUCAUGUCUUAUAUGCUUUUUUUUAUAUCAUAGUCAGAUGAAAUAGUAGACAGAUAUGAUUACAAUAGAUAAAAGUAACGACAACCGAUACUAAUCAAUCUGUCGAUGAAAGAGCCCUUUAUGCCACUAAAUGGGCAGCUCUAUUAGUUCCUAAGAACAAAGUGACAAAAACAAUGAAACCUAAAAAAGGAUAUAAGCUUUCGCCGCUACACCACACCGUCUUAAACUCUCUGUGCCUUCACCUAGGAUAUGUGAUGACAAUUCAUCAUUCUCACCUCUCACCCCACAUAUCCACAAAUAGUCACUUGUGGCACCUUGGUAGAUAACAAACCCUUCUUGGCUCUGUAAAUAACAAACAAAAAGGAGCAACAGACAAAAACCAACUCACAGCAAAAUAGACAAUGCUUUACUAG
This is a messenger RNA of Linum trigynum, 3414 nucleotides long. The record is from the annotation of a GenBank genome assembly. NCBI's taxonomy places the organism in Eukaryota, Viridiplantae, Streptophyta, Magnoliopsida, Malpighiales, Linaceae.